This is a messenger RNA of Cebus imitator (Panamanian white-faced capuchin), 7177 nucleotides long. It is a transcript of the gene KDM5D, whose product is annotated as lysine demethylase 5D. Gene Ontology annotation, biological process: chromatin remodeling. The record is from RefSeq and is a predicted model, not a curated record. The transcript is spliced from 27 exons. NCBI's taxonomy places the organism in Eukaryota, Metazoa, Chordata, Mammalia, Primates, Cebidae. Gene Ontology annotation, cellular component: nucleus. Gene Ontology annotation, molecular function: histone demethylase activity; DNA binding. The coding region runs from base 285 to 4775 and encodes 1496 amino acids.
UAAAAGAAGAUCCGGCCAUAGUAUUUUUAGGUUGCUUUUUAGGUCCGUCGGAGCGCCUUUGAAUGGCAGUCCAGCGAGUCUUUGUGGCUACUUUCGUCCAGUAUAAUUGCCCUUUGUUCUCAGAUUUUAUCUGAGGUAUAGAAGGUCUCGCAGGUUUGGAAAUAACGCCGGAAAAAAGUCGAUCCGCGGAGUGAGACGGCGGGUACCACAAAACAGAGCUCAGUGAUCAAGAUGGUGGUUGGAAAAUUGGGAGCCCUGGUGAUUGCAUAUCAUUAAGGACCGACAUGGAACCCGGAUCUGACGAGUUCCGUCCCCCGCCGGAGUGCCCCGUGUUUGAGCCUAGCUGGGCUGAAUUUCGCGACCCGCUAGGCUACAUUGCGAAAAUCAGGCCCAUAGCCGAGAAGUCUGGCAUCUGCAAAAUCCGCCCACCCGCAGACUGGCAGCCUCCCUUUGCAGUAGAAGUUGACAAUUUCAGAUUUACUCCUCGCAUCCAAAGACUAAAUGAACUGGAGGCUCAAACUAGAGUGAAAUUGAACUAUUUGGAUCAGAUUGCAAAAUUCUGGGAAAUUCAAGGCUCUUCCUUAAAGAUUCCCAAUGUAGAACGGAGGAUCUUGGACCUCUACAGCCUUAGUAAGAUUGUGAUGGAGGAAGGUGGCUAUGAAGCCAUCUGCAAGGAACGUCGAUGGGCCCGAGUUGCCCAGCGUCUCCACUACCCACCAGGCAAAAACAUUGGCUCCCUGCUACGAUUGCAUUAUGAACGAAUCAUUUACCCCUAUGAAAUGUUUCAGUCUGGUGCCAACCAUGUGCAGUGUAACACACACCCGUUUGACAGCGAGGUAAAAGAUAAGGAAUAUAAGCCCCACAGCAUCCCCUUUAGACAGUCUGUGCAACCUUCAAAGUUCAGCAGCUGCAGUCGACGGGCAAAAAGGCUACAGCCUGACCCAGAGCCUACAGAGGAGGACAUUGAGAAGAAUCCAGAGCUAAAGAAACUACAGAUCUAUGGUCCAGGUCCCAAAAUGAUGGGCUUAGGCCUCAUGGCUAAGGAUAAGGAUAAGACUGUGAGUAAGAAAGUUACGUGCCCCACAACAGUUACGGUAAAGGACAAACAAAGUGGAGAUGGGAAAGUGUCAUCAACACAGCUGAGGCCGCACUUGAACCUAGACUCCUGCAUUAAGAUGACCAUGCAGCUACGAAAGAAUCACAGCAAUGCCCAGUUUGUUGACUGUUAUGCUUGCCAAAUAUGUUCCCGUGGGGAUGAAGAUGAUAAGCUGCUUUUCUGUGAUGGCUGUGGUGACUAUUACCACAUCUUCUGCUUGUUGCCUCCCCUUCCUGAAAUCCCCAGAGGCAUCUGGAGGUGCCCAAAGUGUAUCUUGGCAGAGUUUAAACGGCCUCCUGAAGCUUUUGGAUUUGAACAGGCUACCCAGGAGUACACUCUGCAGAGUUUUGGUGAAAUGGCUGAUUCCUUCAAGGCUGACUACUUCAGUAUGCCUGUACAUAUGGUGCCUACAGAACUCGUGGAGAAGGAAUUCUGGAGAUUGGUGAGCAGCAUUGAGGAAGAAGUGACAGUUGAAUAUGGAGCUGACAUUCAUUCUAAAGAAUUUGGCAGUGGCUUUCCUGUCAGCAAUAGCAAACAGAACUUAUCUCCUGAGGAGAAGGAGUAUGCAACCAGUGGUUGGAACCUGAAUGUGAUGCCGGUGCUAGAUCAGUCCGUUCUCUGCCACAUCAAUGCGGACAUCUCAGGCAUGAAGGUGCCCUGGCUUUAUGUGGGCAUGGUCUUCUCAGCAUUUUGUUGGCAUAUUGAGGAUCACUGGAGUUACUCCAUUAACUACCUCCACUGGGGUGAGCCGAAGACCUGGUAUGGGGUACCCUCACUUGCAGCAGAACAUUUGGAAGAGGUGAUGAAGAAGCUGACACCUGAACUAUUUGAUAGCCAGCCUGACCUCCUGCACCAACUUGUCACCCUUAUGAAUCCCAACACUCUCAUGUCCCAUGGUGUGCCAGUUGUCCGCACAAACCAGUGUGCAGGGGAAUUUGUCAUCACUUUUCCUCGUGCUUACCACAGUGGCUUUAACCAAGGCUAUAAUUUUGCUGAAGCUGUCAACUUUUGCACUGCUGACUGGCUACCCACUGGACGCCAGUGCAUUGAACACUACCGCCGGCUUCGGCGCUAUUGUGUCUUCUCCCAUGAGGAGCUUAUCUGCAAGAUGGCUGCUUUCCCGGAGAAGUUGGAUCUGAAUCUAGCAGUGGCUGUGCACAAGGAGAUGUUCAUCAUGGUUCAGGAGGAGCGACGUCUGCGAAAGGCCCUUUUGGAGAAGGGCAUCACGGAGGCUGAGCGAGAGGCUUUUGAGCUACUCCCAGAUGAUGAACGCCAGUGCCUCAAGUGCAAGACCACAUGCUUCUUGUCCGCCCUGGCCUGCUACGACUGCCCGGAUGGCCUUGUAUGCCUUUCCCACAUCAAUGACCUGUGCAAGUGUUCUAGUAGUCGACAGUACCUACGGUAUCGGUACACCUUGGAUGAGCUCCCCACCAUGCUGCAUAAACUGAAGAUUCGGGCGGAGUCUUUUGACACCUGGGCCAACAAAGUGAGAGUGGCCUUGGAGGUGGAGGAUGGCCGUAAGCGCAGCUUUGAAGAGCUCAGGGCACUGGAAUCGGAGGCUCGUGAGAGGAGGUUUCCUAACAGUGAGCUGCUUCAGCGACUGAAGAACUGCCUGAGUGAGGUGGAGGCUUGCAUUUCUCAAGUCCUGGGACUGGUCAGUGGUCAGGUGGCCAGGGUGGACACUCCGCAUCUGACCUUGACUGAGCUCCGGGUCCUUCUUGAGCAGAUGGGCAGCCUGCCCUGUGCCAUGCAUCAGAUUGGGGAUGUCAAGGAUGUCCUGGAACAGGUGGAGGCCUACCAAGCUGAGGCUCGUGAGGCUCUGGCCUCACCGCCCUCUAGUCCAGGGCUAUUGCAGUCCCUGUUGGAGAGGGGCAAGCAGCUGGGUGUGGAGGUGCCUGAAGCCCAUCAGCUACAGCAGCAGAUGGAGCAGGCACAAUGGCUCGAUGAAGUGAAGCAGGCCCUGGCCCCUUCAGCCCACAGGGGCUCUCUGGUCAUCAUGCAGGGACUUUUGGUUAUGGGUACCAAGAUAACCUCCAGCCCUGCUGUGGACAAGGCCCGGGCUGAGCUUCAAGAAUUGCUGACCAUUGCAGAACGUUGGGAAGAAAAAGCUCAUUUCUGCCUGGAGGCCAGGCAAAAGCAUCCGCCAGCCACACUGGAAGCCAUAAUUCAUGAGACAGAAAACAUCCCUGUUCACCUGCCUAACAUUCAGGCUCUCAAAGAGGCUCUGACUAAGGCGCAAGCGUGGAUUGCUGAUGUGGAUGAGAUCCAAAAUGGUGACCACUACCCCUGCCUGGAUGACUUGGAGGGCCUGGUGGCUGUGGGCCGGGACGAAGGAGAGGGUGUGGGAGGUGAGGGAAGCCUGGUCAUUUCCUCUCUGUCUGCCUUCCUGCCUCAGGUGCUCUGCCCAUGUGCAGACGCUGGCUCAGACAGCACCAAGCGUAGCCGGUGGAUGGAGAGGGAGCUGGGUUUGUAUCAGUGUGACACAGAGCUGCUGGGGCUGUCUGCACAGGACCUCAGAGACCCAGGUUCUGUGAUUGUGGCCUUCAAGGAGGGGGAACAGAAGGAGAAGGAGGGUAUCCUGCAGCUGCGUCGUAUCAACUCAGCCAAGCCCAGUCCACUAGCACCAUAUCCCAUGGCCUGCUCCGCAACUUCUAUCUGUGUGUGUGGGCAGGUUCCAGCUGGGGUGGGAGCUCUUCAGUGUGACCUGUGUCAGGAUUGGUUCCAUGGGCAAUGUGUGUCGGUGCCCCGCCUCCUGAGCUCUCCAAGGCCCAGCCUCACCUCAUCUCCACUGCUGGCCUGGUGGGAAUGGGACACAAAAUUCCUGUGUCCACUGUGUAUGCGCUCCCGACGGCCACGCCUAGAGACAAUCCUAGCCUUGCUGGUUGCCCUGCAGAGACUGCCCGUCCGGCUGCCUGAGGGUGAGGCUCUUCAGUGUCUCACAGAGAGGGCCAUUGGCUGGCAAGACCGUGCCAGAAAGGCUCUGGCCUCUGAGGAUGUGACCACUCUGUUGCGACAGCUGGCUGAGUUUCGCCAACAGCUAGAGGCCAAACCCAGGCCAGAGGAGGCCCCUGCUUACACUUCAGACAUUGCGUGUGACCCUAUCAGAGAAGGCAGUGGCAACACUAUUUCCCAGGUCCAAGGGCUGCUGGAGAAUGGAGAUGGUUUGACCAGUCCUGAGAACAAAGCUUCAGCAAAGGGCUCUGAUAACACAGACCUGGAGCUACUGUCCUCAAUGUUGCCGCAGUUGACCGGCCCUGUGUUGGAGCUGCCUGAGACAACCCGGGUGCCCCUGGAGGAGCUCAUGAUGGAAGGGGACCUGCUCGAGGUAACCUUGGAUGAGAACCACAGCAUCUGGCAGCUGCUGCAGGCUGGACAGCCUCCAGACCUAGAGAGGAUUCACACACUUCUGGAGCUGGAAAAGCUUGAACAUCAAGGGAGUCGGACAAGGAGCCGGGCUAUGGAGAGGCGACGACGGCGACAGAAGGUGGAUCAGGGUAGGAAGGGUGAGGAUCUUGUUCAAGAGGAGCUGCAGUCAAAAAGGGCUCGGAGCUCCGGGAUUAAGUCUGCAGAGGGCCAAGGAAGAGAACAUUUACAAGAGAAAGCAGACCGUGAAAAUAUGUUCCUGACACCUUCCACAAACCACAGCCCCUUCUCGAAAGGAAACCAAAAUAGCUUAUAACGCAAGGAUUCAGGCUCCUCAGACUCUUGUCCUUCUUUAAUGCCUUUGCUACGGUGCCCCUUCUCUCAUCAGCAAGAGUUGUGACGGUAGCACCAAAGGUUGUCUGUGGUUGUUUUUGUGUGUUUGUUUCUUAAAUCCCACUGCCUCCACACCUGUACCUCAGAAGGAGUUUAUUUCCUACCUAGAAUUUUUCACCGCCAAUUUUUGAUAUCCUCACUCCUGGAGUGAUUGUUUAAAGCUUGGUUCUUAAAGUCCAUGUACUGAUGGCCAGAAGUGUCUUGACAGCAGCAUUCCUGAUAGCAUAUGAAAGUGGUUUUCCAAGCCAGUUUCAUUCUAGUCUGAAUAGGGGCAAAUAAAUCUCCAGAAAGGCCAAAGUGCAUACCUUUAUUUUUUACUGGCCCCCGACCCCACACCCCAUCCCUUGCCACUCCCCCAUCCUCUGUUUCUGUACUUGUUUUUCUUUUCUUUUCUUUCUUUCUUUUUUUUUUUUUUUUUUUUUUUUUUUUUUGUUCUUUUUUUUUUAAAAUAUUUUGGUGCUUCAAAACUUGUACCUUCAUCCUACCUCCUUUUCUUUUCUCCCCUGGGUCUUAUUGUAAAAGAAGAUAGUGUAUGGUGUAAUUACCUGUAAAGACCAAGAAGAAUAGAGUAAAAGAAGAAUUUCAUCACUCUACCUGUCGUCUAUUUUUAAGUUCGUUUCCUUUCUUAAAAAUAGAACAAUGAAUGGAUUUGGAGACUAUGCAUAUGAUUUGAACUUUUUAAAGUAGAAGAGUGAAGGAUUGAGGUUGGAAAACACCACAACGGUAGCAUGGAUCAACAUAAUUUUUAAUAAUCUUUUUGGGGGGAGUACGGAAGGGUAGCUUUUAUUUACAAAAUUUACAUGAGAUGUAGGCCGAGGUGAUUGUUUUCUCAAAGGAUGUCCAGUUGACCCAGCACCAGCUAAAGAAGAUUUAGCUGUCCUACACUUAACUGCCUUGUGCUUUUUGUUGAAAAUCUGUUGGCCAGAGUGACAUGUGCCAAUACUGGAUUAUUUGUUGUGUUGCCUUAUUGAACUAUGAGUCGGUCCCCUUUGGUCACAUCACAGUGUCAGUUACAGUCACUUAAUAGUGAGUCUUAGAAUAGGGUAGACAGAUUAGUCUCUUCUUUAUUCUUUUUCAAACUGUUUGAGCAGCUCAAGUCCCUGCCUCUGUUUCCAGCAUCCAGUUGCUUUCUUAUCCUUAAUCUGAUUGAGUUGAACGGAAACAAGUUUUCUCCCUCAGUGUUUUCAGUUCUCUCUAAUGGUCAAUAAAAUAGCUAAGCUAAGUCAUUUGUUGUAAGAAUUCAGUGAGAUUGAUAUGUAAAUAUUUCAGGUGAAACCAGUAUGAUACCAUUAAUCAAUUUAUGGUUCUUGUUUUGUGUCUCUCUGGGUGAUCUACUCAUAUAGAUGUUGUUAUGCUUUUCUUAAUCGCUUUCAGUGAACACGUUCUGUCACCCUGGAUUGAAUCUUGUAUACUUUAUCACCUAAUGCCUGCUGACUUCAGUCAGUGUAGAUCACAUGAUUUCCCUUAACAGUUUUCUCAUGCCUGUAAUCGUACUACCUUCACUAUUGUCUAUGCUUUUUACCUUUUUCUGUAUUUGAUACUGUCAUAGGGAGCUAUAAUUAGCUUUCACGGUAGCAAAGCUAUGCUUGGUGAUGACCCCGGUAGAGUAGAAAUUUCUUCACCUGUCAAAACACAAUGUACUUUACUUUACUAUACCAUAGAAACCAGGUAAAAUAAAGAGAAAAAUCCCAAGAUAUUUUAUCUAAACAUGAGAAUUGUUUUCUAAACCUCUGUGUUUUUUCUCCUCCUCCCUAAAUAUGAGGAAAAGAUCAUGAUUCUCAAGCCAUUACAAAUUCUCUGAUAUUGGUAAUGGAAAAUUCUGAUGAAGCAUUGAUCAGAACCUCUGCCUACAAAAAUCUCACUAAGGUUCUGAGUCAAAAAUUGUUCCCAUACUUCACAGUAAGCAGGCAAUCCAAAGUCAGGACAGUUGUACAUCUUUCUUAGGUUGCCUCCACUAAUUAGGCCUGUAUUGAUUUGACUUGAAGGGCCAGUUCUGAAACUGUUAAAACUAUACACAAGGAUGCGGCACUAAGUUUUUGCACUAGGUGAGAAUUUACCUUGUGAUUAGAGUUUAGUUAUAUGUUCAUUAAGGAACAUGAUCAAAUCUGUUGCAGAAACCUAAUUUCAUAGGCCAUUCAGUUUUCUCUGAGAUAAUGCUAAUUCAGAGAAAACAAAAAAUAAUUCUUGGUCUAAAAAAACGGCAGUAAAACUUUACCACUGGCAAGCCACCUGUCUUUGCCUCUUCUGCUGUGAGGGCAAAAAAAAAAAAAAAUAUAUAUAUAUAUAUAUAUAUAUAUAUAUAUAUAUAUAUAUAUAUAUAUGUAU